AUUAGAAGGAAAAAGGAUUAAGAUUUAGGACACAAAUGUCAUUAUCGAAGAGUUUUGUCCAAAAAUCAGCACCUGAACCCCGCGUUUCUCUCUCUCUCUAGCUUUCUCUACUUUUUUUUGUUUUCAAUCAAAUCACUGUGAAUCUCUUCUAUCUCUUUCUCUCUCUACCUUUUUUUUUUUCAGCUUUGAUUUUCGGAAGCCAGAAAAUUACAACAAAAGGAAUGCUUUUUAUACAUGCAGACAGAAAAUGAACAGACACCCAAUGAAUCUCUAUAGCUGCUCGAUCUGAAGUUUAACUUCGUUCAUCUUUCAACUGACUUGGGUGUUUUGGAGAUUUGGAGAUGUUAAGACCUAAACUAACAUGAGCCAGGCUGAAGUAUUGAGGAUGAAGCCACCUCUUGUUCCGCUUGCGACCUUGAUUGGUCGUGAGCUGAGAAACGAGAAAGUUGAGAAGCCUUUCGUGAAGUACGGACAAGCUGCUUUGGCCAAAAAAGGAGAAGAUUACUUUCUGGUUAAACCUGAUUGUCAGAGGAUUCCCGGGAAUCCAGCAUCGUCAUUUUCAGUGUUCGCGAUUUUUGAUGGGCAUAAUGGUAUAUCAGCUGCCAUUUUUGCAAAGGAGAACUUAUUGAGUAACGUCUUGAGUGCAAUACCGCAAGGCAUCAGUAGGGAGGAGUGGCUUCAAGCCCUUCCUCGGGCUCUGGUUGCUGGCUUUGUGAAAACGGACAUUGAAUUUCAGCAGAGAGGGGAAACUUCCGGGACAACAGUCACAUUUGUUGUGAUUGAUGGAUGGACUGUCACUGUUGCAUCCGUGGGUGAUUCUCGGUGUAUAUUAGACACCCAAGGGGGCAUAGUUUCUCUCCUGACUGUAGAUCAUAGGCUAGAAGAGAAUGCAGAAGAAAGGGAGCGUGUCACUGCCAGCGGGGGUGAAGUAGGAAGGCUUAAUGUUUUCGGGGGCAAUGAGGUUGGUCCACUUCGUUGCUGGCCUGGUGGGUUAUGCCUCUCUAGGUCAAUCGGUGACACAGAUGUUGGAGAGUUUAUUGUCCCGAUACCACACGUUAAGCAAGUGAAGUUGUCAAAUGCUGGAGGUCGACUUAUUAUUGCUUCAGAUGGUAUUUGGGAUGCUUUAUCUUCAGACAUGGCUGCCAAGUCUUGUCGGGGAUUACCAGCAGACCUUGGAGCAAAGAUGGUUGUUAAGGAAGCUUUGAGGUCGAGGGGCCUAAAGGAUGAUACAACCUGUCUGGUUGUUGAUAUUAUCCCGUCUGACCAACCGGUCCUACCUUCAACUCCAAGGAAGAAGCAGAAUAUGCUCAGUUCAAUUCUUUUCAGGAAGAAAUCUCUAAAUUUCACAAACAAGACUACAAAUAAACUUUCUGCCAUUGGAGUUGUUGAGGAGCUCUUUGAAGAGGGUUCUGCCGUGCUUGCCGAAAGGUUGGGUAAGGAUUUCCCCACGAAUGCAAACUCCGGAAUCUUCCGAUGUGCAGUCUGUCAAGUUGAUCAACCUCCAGCUGAGGGUUUAACUCUGAGCUCUGGGCCAUUUUUCUCGCAAGGUUCGAAGCGCUGGGAAGGACCGUUUCUCUGCACUAACUGUCAGAAAAAGAAAGAUGCCAUGGAAGGAAAAAGGCCAAGCAGGCCCACAGUGGUCGCAUAACAUCUAAUUUGGUAACAAAAAGUAAAUAUGGUGUGAUAUUUUUUUUCCCUUGCUAUGGUUUUGCAUUACCUGGUGAUUGCAAUAGAUGUGGCUAAGAAUCAAGGUAGAAAUAGAGUUAGGUGUUGUUUUGCCAAUUAUUGUUUGCGAGUUUACGUUGGCUGUUUUACCAACCAAACUCCGGACAAAGAUUUUAUGCUAUCUGAUAGAUAAUCGUGUGAGUUUACAUUGUCUGUUUUUACCGACCAACUCCGGAAAAAAAGAAGCUAUGUGAUAGAUAUUUGUGAUAAGUUUUGAUUGCUAACAGCAUGAAUGUUGUAAGUAAAA
This is a messenger RNA of Gossypium arboreum, 1972 nucleotides long. RefSeq names its product probable protein phosphatase 2C 5. NCBI's taxonomy places the organism in Eukaryota, Viridiplantae, Streptophyta, Magnoliopsida, Malvales, Malvaceae. Bases 362 to 1648 code for a protein of 428 amino acids. Gene Ontology annotation, molecular function: protein serine/threonine phosphatase activity. The transcript is spliced from 8 exons. Gene Ontology annotation, biological process: protein dephosphorylation. The record is from RefSeq and is a predicted model, not a curated record.